Molecule: messenger RNA, 13215 nt
Organism: Ictalurus punctatus (channel catfish)
Lineage: Eukaryota; Metazoa; Chordata; Actinopteri; Siluriformes; Ictaluridae
Exons: 6
Coding region: 2134-3405 (423 amino acids)
Source: RefSeq, a predicted model, not a curated record
ACCUUUAUUUCUGUUUAUGUCUGUUUCUGUUAUUCCUCCACCCUGAUUAAAGCCCCAGUUCCAGCUGAGGAAAAACAGUCCCAACAUAUGAUGCUGCCACCACCAUGUUUCCCAAUGGGGACGGUGUUCUCAUGGAAACAAGGCGGAACUGAGAGGCAGAAGGGAGAAGAGACCUACCAUACAUAUGCACCGGAAAAUGAAAAGCAGAUAAAGAGCACGAGAAUCAUAAAAAAAACAGAAAAAAAUGGAAAAAGGUAAGGGGAGUAAAUAUUUAUAAUCAUGAACACCACAUUUUGUGUUUAUACCUAGUCAUAUGAGCAUUGCUUAGUGGAAAUUCGCCGUGUGGUCAGUCCAGACAACACCGUAGCUUAAUUGCUAUUGCUAUUGCCAGGAGUUGAUCAGCUAGCAAUCGGCAAAUGUGGUUAGGGUCAUGAGGUACAGCCUCAGGGAAAAUACCCAAUGGAUAUAUUUUGUUGAUAAAGUGUCAUGAUUCCCCCUUGAAGCAGUGUGCUCUAAGCGCGAAUGCGCGAGCACCUACUUUUCCGUUGUUGACCGUAAUGACAUUGGGACACGUGUUUUGUUUAUGUUUCUCUCAUGUCUCCUCCCUGUUCCGUCAUUGGCUGGGAUUUCACGUGGGUCUGUAUUGCUCUCAGCUGCUAGCGGUUUAGACGCUGAUCAUGUCCGCAUAUAUACCGCGUGCCUCCCAGCACACAACGUGGAAGAUUAUCUUAGAGUUAGUUAAGUUUGUAUUGUAGUCAUAGUCACGGUCCAUGUUUAGAAUUAGUUUAAUUCGUAUUGUAGUCAUAGUUAUGUUCCAUGUUUAAAGUUAGUUCGCGCUGGAUUAUCUGCUUCCAGUCCCUCGUCAUAGUUCAUUUCUUGUUUUGUUUAUUGACCCUGUUUUCCGUGACCACGACCUAGAUUCCAGCCUUGCCCCGUGUAUACCUGUUUGCCAAUCGCCUGACCUCUUGCAUAUUUGUGGAUUACGUUUUGGAUCACGUUUUGGAUUUGUCUGCCUGUCUCUCUUUCAAAUAAACAACUGUUCAUCCUGCACUUGCAUCCAUCCUAUCUAUCUCUGCACCGUCACGAUUCGUAACAGAAUCUUCCACCGAAACAUGGAUGCAGCAGGAGAACGGAGGAGAUGCAGAACCUGGAAGUCGACGCCAACUGUCCCCGCUAUGGACUCAGUCCACUUCCCACAAUGGACAUUUAUGGGGCUUCCUGAUCCAUUUGACAGAUUUUUCGGUGCCCCAGAAUAUUUCCUGGUAGAUUGUCAAUUCUAUUUCUCCAGCCUGUCAGACCCUAAGCCAGAGGAGAAGCACUGGCUCUGAUUCAUGUGGUCCCGGUUCUUUGGACCGGCCCGUCAAUGGGUGCAGCUCAAACUGGAUAAGCACUGUAGGAACCUGGACAGUGUAGAACAGUUUGUGGGGGAAUUCAUGAUGCGAUUCAGGAGUCCGGAAGGUGAAGGACGAGCUAGAACAACUUCUCAGGGGGGUAAGUCUGGCAGGCGAACCUGCCCUGCCGUUUACCCACUACUACAGGCAACUUCAUGCAGAGCUCAACUCUGAAAUCCAAGUUAAGUCUCAAGUCCCUAAGGUCCAAGUCCAAGUCAAGCCUCCAGUCUCUGAAAUCCAAGUCAAGUCUCAAGUCCCUAAGGUCCAAGUCCAAGUCAAGCCGCCAGUCUCUGAGGUCCAAGUCAAGCCUCCAGUCUCUGAAAUCCAAGUCAAGUCUCAAGUCCCUAAGGUCCAAGUCCAAGUCAAGCCGCCAGUCUCUGAGGUCCAAGUCAAGCCUCCAGUCUCUGAGGUCCAAGACAAGCCUCCAGUCUCUGAAGCCCAAAUCAAGCCUCCAGGCUCUGAAGCCCACGUCAAGCCUCCAGGCUCUGAGGUCCAAGUCAAGUCUCAAGUCCCUGAAAUCCAAGUCAAGUCUCAAGUCCCUGAGAUCCAAGUCAAGUCUCAAGUCCCUGAGAUCCAAGUCAAGCCUCCAGUCCCUGAGAUCCAAGUCAAGCCUCCAGUCCCUGAGGUCCAAGUCAAGCCUCCAGUCCCUGAUGUCCGAGCCAAGCCUCCAGUCUCUGACGUCCGAGCCAAGCCUCCAGUCUCUGACGUCCGAGCCAAGUCUCCAGUCUCUGACGUCCGAGCCAUGUCUCCAGUCUCUGACGUCCGAGCCAAGUCUCCAGUCUCUGACGUCCGAGCGAAGUCUCACGUCCCUGAGCUCACGUCCAAGCCUGCUGAUCCAGUUGACCAAUCUCUGCUAAUACCUCAGCCUAAUGACCAAAUGCUGCUCACGCCCAAGUCUACCAACUUGGUCGCCCAAGUUCGGCUCACGCCCCAGUCUGCCGACACGGCCAGCCAAGCUCCGCCCGCGCCCCAGUCUGCCGACACGGCCAGCCAAGCUCCGCCCGCGCCCCAGUCUGCCGACACGGCCAGCCAAGCUCCGCCCGCGCCCCAGUCUGCCGACACGGCCAGCCAAGCUCCGCCCGCGCCCCAGUCUGCCGACACGGCCAGCCAAGCUCCGCCCGCGCCCCAGUCUGCCGACACGGCCAGCCAAGCUCCGCCCGCGCCCCAGUCUGCCGACACGGUCAGCCAAGCUCCGCCCGCGCCCCAGUCUGCUGACACGGUCAGCCAAGCUCCGCCCGCGCCCCAGUCUGCUGACACGGCCAGCCAAGCUCCGCCCGCUCCCCCGUCUGCUGACACGGCCAGCCAAGCUCCGCCCAUGCCUGAGGUUCACCUGGUGACCUCAGAGCCUCAACCUCCCUGUUCAGCUGUGGACGUCGCUCAGCCUCCCUAUUCAGCUGUGGACGUCGCUCAGCCCGCCUGUUCAGCUGAGGUCAUCGCUCAGCCCGCCUGUUCAGCUGAGAUCGUCGCUCAGCCCGCUUGUUCAGCUGAGGUCGUCGCUCAGCCUCCCUGUUCAGCUGUGGUCGUCGCUCAGCCCCCCUGUUCAGCUGAGGUCGUCGCUCAGCCUUCCGGCUCCAUGGCAAACGUCGUCCCCCCCCUACUGCUUCGAGGAGACCCACGCUCCUCUCCCUGGCCACACGGAGACCCACGCUCCUCUCCCUGGCCUUACAGGGGACUUCGCUCUGCCUUCCAGUUCAGCUGGGGUCGUCGCUCCGCUUUCAUGCUCUGCCGAGGACUUCGCUCAGCCUGCCUGCCCGGCUGUGGAUGUCGCUCUGCCUUCAUGCUCCGCCGAGGACUUCGCUCAGUCUGCCUGCCCUGCUGUGGUCGUCGCUCUGCCUUCAUACUCUGCCGAGGACUUCGCUCAGCCUGCCUGCCCGGCUGUGGAUGUUGCUCUGCCUUCAUGCUCCGCCGAGGACGUCGCUCUGCCUUCAUGCGCUGCCAAGAACACCGUGCAGUUUCCUGGCUCUGCUUGGGACAUUCAGCCCAGGGGGCCGGGGCCGCCAAUGAAAGGGGAUGACUUAUGGCACUCCGGAAGGGGUGACUUUGGGGGGGGAGGGGGAGUUCUGUCAUGAUUCCCCCUUGAAGCAGCGUGCUCUAAGCGCGAAUGCGUGAGCACCUGCUUUUACGUUGUUGACCGUGUCAUGUCUCCUCCCUGUUCCGUCAUUGGCUGGGAUUUCAUGUGGGUCUGUAUUGCUCUCAGCUGCUAGUGGUUUAGACGCUGAUCAUGUCCGCAUAUAUACCGCGCACCUCCCAGCACACAGCGCGGAAGAUUAUCUUAGAGUUAGUUAAGUUCGUAUCGUAGUCAUAGUCACGGUCCAUGUUUAGAAUUAUUUUAAUUCGUAUUGUAGUCAUAGUCACGUUCCAUGUUUAAAGUUAGUUCACGCUGGAUUACCCGCUUCCAGUCCCUCGUCAUAGUUCAUUUCUUGUUUUGUUUAUCGACCCUGUUUUCCGUGACCACGACCUAGAUUCCAGCCUUGCCCCGUGUAUACCUGUUUGCCAAUCGCCUGACCUCUUGCAUGUUUGUGGAUUACGUUUUGGAUCACAUUUUGGAUUUAUCUGCCUGUCUCUCUUUCAAAUAAACAACUGUUCAUCCUACACUUGCAUCCGUCCUAUCUCUGCACCGUCACGAUUCGUGACAUAAAGCACAUAAUAAAAAGAGAAAUGUGGAAAGAGAAAUAGAAUAAAAGCAGGAACCCUGCCCCAAUGUACCCUUUAUGGGCUUAACGGGAUUUGUACAGAAACUUCCAAAUCUGUGUAAUGGAGGUCAAAGGUGCAUAACCAAGUUUGAGGAGAAAACAACAGGACAACUAUUAGCCAUUUGGGAUAUAAAAGCCAUACUGUGUAAGACUGUGGGCAAAAGUCAAACCGAAGAAAUAAUGGAGAUGUCUGACUUGGAGAAAGAGUUGGAUGACCCCAGGUGUGAUCUAAUGCCUUUGGGCCUGAGGCGGAAUGUUGUAUGGGGAGCAAUAGGAAAAAUGUACCCCACAAAGUUAGAUCCAGGGCAGCUAGAAACUAUCAAACUGAAAGAGGAAGAAAAUAUAACAAAAUUCGUGCAAGAGUUUCAGGACUAAUGGAGAGACGAGACAGGAGGUAAGUGGGAUGAGUCCUCUGCCAGUGCAGGACUCUUCAGGAUGAUGUUAAAGAAUUCCCUACCCAAGGAAGUGCAAGAAUUAUUAUAAGACAUAGUGGGACUGUGAUAUAAUGGAAUGGAACUCAUUCAUGGCACACAUAACACAUCACAUAGAGCAGUGCAGGAAAAAGAAAAAGGAACCUAAAGAAACAGCUAAAGCAUUGAUGACCCAACUGUACAAGGCACAGCUGGGAGAGAUAGGAAGAGCAAUGCAGGAACAGAAGGAAAAGAAGAAAGAGAGUGCCAAACAAGCUGCGCUGAUGGUGACGUUACAAGCCACUGCAACUCAGGAACAGCCAAUUGUGGCCCCCGUCCCAGUGGUGGCACUGACACAAGCACAAGUAACAUACCCUCCUGUACAGAUACCUGCAAUACUGCUGGCACCUGUUGAAUAUAUGUAUAUGGGAAGGCCCCAAGCUCCCCAGAAUUACCGAUUUCAAAUAUAAGUGCCUCAGAACAGGGGCAAGGGCAGAGGGUUCUUACGUGAAGGCCCAAUGCAAAGACCCACCAGACAGAGCAUGUCUGCUGAAGGCUGUUGGACAUGUGAAGACCCAAGUCACCUCAGGAGAAGUUGUCUACAGGUAAUGGCCAGGUACACAUGGGGAGAACAUGUGGAUAAGGCUGAGAGGAGAGGUCAGACCCUUGGGCCACAGGCCAUGAGACAGGGAAGAGGAAACCAAAGGAUGGAGCAACAAUGGCAGCCUCCAGUGCUUCCUGGAGGGCCAAUGUUUGGCCCUAAUGGGGGGCCGAACAUACACCAGAGUUGAAGAUGCCCAGAGAAGUCAGAGGGGGAGCUGAUGCAAUAUGUCAUCACACUGCACCUGGAACAAGAACCAACAGUCCUGGUGUCAGCCAGGAAGGGAUUAAAGGUUCCCUUCAUGAUUGAUACUGGGGCUACUUAUUCAAGCAUUGGGAAAGAAGGCUCACAGCUCCCCAUACAUUACAAUACUUUUGUUAUAGGGGUAACAUGGCAGCAGACGAGGCAGCAAAAAAAGCUGCUUUAGGAACAGCACACUGAUGGCCUUGAUAAAUUCAGGAAAGGAAGAGGUCUGGCACCCACAAGAGUAUAAUAUGGAACAAAACCAGGCCAGUGAGGCAGAAAUAGCUAAAUGGAUAGCUAGAGGGGCCAAGCAAGAACGAGGCAUGGGGUUGUGGUGGAGUGUAGAUGGCUUAUGUGUUGCCCCACUGAAUCUCUUACCACUCAUAAAAGAUGCACAUGGUGGAGAGCAUGCAAAUAGAGGACAAACCUUGAAAAAAUCAGGUAGGUUUGGUGGUCCCCCUAUUUAGCUAGCAUGCUUAAUCAGACACUAAAUCAAUUCAAGACAUGCAUAUGACACAAUGUUUGCAAGAGCUUUACAGCCCCUAUUGGGCACAUUCCAGAACCGAGGUGGCCCAUUCAGACACAUAAUAAUGGACUUUGUGGAUAUGGGCAGUGACAAUUGGAAAGAAGGUAAGAGAUACAUAUUGGUAGUAGAAGACCACAUUCAGUCAUUGGAUAGAGGCUGUUCAAUGGCCAAUCAGGAGGCGUUAAUGGCGGCUAAGUUUCUGUGAAGGGAAGUUAUUCCACGGUUUGGAGUCCCAGAUUUCAUCAGCUCAGACAAUGCUAUACAUUUUGUUAAUCAGGUUAUAAAGGGUGUAGCUAGGGCCUUGUGUAUGGAGCAUAAGCUGGGGUGUGUGUACCAUCCACAGUCACAGGGAAUGGUGGAAAGGGCUAACGGAAUAAUAAAUAACAAGGUUACAAAGAUCUGUGAAAGCUCACAGCUUAACUGGGUCAAGCAUUGCCACUAGCCCUAAAGAAAAUGUGGUCCCAGACUAACUGUACUACUCAUCUAACCCCACAUGAGAUGUUGAUGGGCCGUCCUAUCCCUAUGGCGUUUACUCAGGUUCCCUACAAGGGCCCACCUCUUGAACAACUAGAGGGCAAAAUGCAGGAAUAUGUGCACCACCUAAACCAAAUCCACAGGCAUUUGUAUUUGCAGCUCCAUGAACGUGGUUCAUCCAUGGUGAAGAUGUCACCACACCAGAAAGACUGGUGGAACCAGGGGACUAUGUGUACAUAUGCAUGUUCAAAAGGAAGCACUUCAAUGACGCUCGAAGAGAAGGACCAUUCAAGGUGGUUGCAGCAUCUCCAACUGCACUGCAGGUUGAAAGCAAAGAUCAGUAGGACCACCUAAACCAUUGCAGCCACGGGGUAGGAAAAGGUAGACUUUUGCGCCCUACUGAGGAUGUUGAAGGUAUGCUCCAGCAUCAUAAUCAAGGAGGGAAAGGUAGACUCCUGAAUCCUGCUGGAGAAGCAGAUGGCACACUCUCUGUAGAUGAUAAAGAGGACCUAGACUUUGCAAGCAACAGUGAUCCGGACGAUUCCCAGGCAGGUCCACCUCACAGAACAUGUGGACAAGUUAGGAGAAGGGGAGAGUGCAAAGCAUGCAAGCACACCAGGUGGUAACACUCCAGAGCAUGGACCGUUGAUGAUUCCAGGUGAAGACACCCCAUGGGUAGUACCAGACAUGGUUGACAUACCACCUGAGGAAGUCCCUACACCUCCAGCCCCUAUCCUAGACCGAGGCCAGAUCUCUUAGUGCCCUUUCAUACUUGAUGCCAAGACUGGGAGUGGUGCAGUUGUUAGAGGAAGACCAUCACCCAUACGAGCAGCCGUUUGGGACUCUAGAUCUACAGGAUCUGAGAGAUCUCGACAUCCUUGCUGAUCCCCAGCAACCCCAGCAGCACCUGAACACCAUCCCUGUCGUAGAUAUAAACCACAAAAUUCUACAGCUCCUUUCACAUGUAUUUGUAGUUCUGCUGCCGCAGGCAGCCCAUGCAGCUGGACCAGAUGCCGUACCCCAAGCUGGCCAUGAUGACAUACACAUAAAUACGCCUGAUCACACAUCAGCAAUCACACUAAAAUCCGGGUGCUUCUUGUGGCCAUUGUUGUAAUAAGUGCUGUCGGAUUUACUGCACUUAUUAUUAUCAUUCUAGGUGGCUCUAAGGUCCAGAAAAUAGUACCCCUAACUGAAAUGUUGUUGCACCACACUACCGUCAGAAACAGCAGCACGAUCAUUCAUUUGCAGGUGCCUAACACCAAGCAGACUGAUGCUAUACUCCCUCACAGACCAUGCAGACACACUAAUGGCUUGGCCAUACCGACAAGCUGAAGUACUCCUGCUAAUCUAGAUCGUAGAUGUGCCUUAGCUUUGCUUAAAUUGGCCCAGGGUGCACACAUGCUUAGAGCAGGUACCAACUAUACCAUCCAUUACAGAACAUGGGGCAUGCAGAACUCCUCAUUAAGAAGUAUAACCCGGCAGUCACCUGGAGCUGAUUUCCUGCAUCAGAGGGCAGGCAUGCUACAAUCCGGUCAGUAGGUUACACAAAUAGGUCCAUUAAAGAUUACUGGUUGCCCAAAGUUGUUUCUUUGCUUGGCUAGCACCUUCAGAGUCAGUAAUAUUACCAAGGCAGAUGGGAUAACUGAAAUUAGGGGCCUGAAAACAAUAUCACACCUCCACUUUUCUUUUCAUUGUAACACGGCAUGCAGUGAUCACCCCCAAACCAUCAUAGUCAAAAGGACCACCGCUGCCCAAAUGGUAAGACUGCAGAGAUAUAGCUUUUAUAAGAAGGUUACCCGCCCCUGCAGUAACUUGUAUUUGGAGUGGAUGUUUCACACAGCUCGCAUAGUUACCAAUCACACCUGUCUUGUAUGUCAUGAGUGUAGUGCUCGAACCCCACUCAUGCGACCUUUGGGAAAUUUGGAUGAAUGUUUAGUAGAACCUUACAAUGAGCACUACUUUUGUCCUACAGUCUGCCUGUUGGGGGCAGUGAGUACCCCUCUCGAUGCUUGUAUUCCAGUAUAUGUUGGCUUCCCAUGCACCUUUCCUCUCUGUGUUUGUGCUGAGGAAGGCCUUGAUUUUGUAAGCAGCAUAUCUAGUGACUGUACUCAUUGUAUUAAGCCGGCCCCCAUCCCUAUGUUGUCUACCCACGCCCAUGUGUGACAACAAUACAGAGUAUAUGUUUACAGACUUAUCUAUGGUUCAUAUACAGUUGCCUGAAUUAGUAGAUGGUACUUUGCCCUUGGUGGACAUUUUUUGAUAUUGUAGUGGAGACAGUAUAUGCCAGACCCUCCCUAUGUAUUGGCUGGAGUGCUGCAGUCCAAUACGCCUGGAAGGUAAGAAUUGUGUACUCCAGUUGACUAACAACACAUAUAACAACAUUACUGUGCUUUCAUGACCAAAAAGGGAUGUUGUACACAUAUCCUCUUGGACAGAUUAUGUGCGAGAUGUUGAAAAUAUACAGUACUUCGACUGGGCUCUGGACCAAGUGUAUCUCUUGAGUUUGAUGGAACACCUGUGGGUAUCCCAAAUCAAUAUAAGGCAAUCUGUGGUGGGCGCACGGUGGCUUAGCACAUUUGCCUCACACCUACAGGGUCUGGGGUUCGAUCCCCGCUGGGGCCAUGUGUGUGCGGAGUUUGCAUGUUCUCCCCGUGCGGCAGGGGUUUCCUCCGGGUACUCCGGUAUCCUCCCCCAGUCCAAAGACAUGCAUGGUAGGCUGAUUGUGUAUGAAUGGGUGUGUGAGUGUGUAUGUAAGUGUGCCCUGCGAUGGACUGGCACUCUGUCCAGGGUGUACCCUGCCUUGUCCGAUGCUCCCUGGGAUAGGCUCCAGGUUCCCCCACAACCCUGAAGAAGGAGUAAGCUGGAUGAAUCUGUGGGUGGUGGAUUUGCUGCCAUGCUACUGCCCAGUGUCCAAAUAAUCUGUAGCACCACAUGGAUUAACUACAUCUGGUCCAACCAACAGUGGUUUAUUAACUAUUCACUCGAUGCUUUGGAUUUGGUACAUGAGCAUGCUACUUCACUAUUGAUCAAAUGCGUGCCCCUUCAAUUUGCCCCUUCAACGUGCCCCUUCAAUUUGCCCCCAAAUUGAUCAAAUGCAUGCCCCUGAUGAAGGAGUGUGUACUAUGGUUGGGGCUGAAUGUUGUGCCAUUAUACCCUUGCAUACCGGAACACAUGGUGCCCUCACCAAAAGCUUAAACAAUUGCGGGAGGAACAAGUCCGUAGCACAGGUUUUUCCCCAUUAGCCCAUUUACCCAUUUACCCCAUUUGUGGUUGUCUUGGUUUUUCUCCGCUGAUUGGGCAUCCACGUUGACCCGCCUCGGCGUUGCCAAUGUAUAGCUUUGUUUAUGAUAGGCCUCAUUGCAUGCUAUGUUAUCCCUCAUCCAGACUUAGUGCCAUCCCUCAUCCCCUUGUCUCCUAUGGUUGAGGCGUAUCUGCCUCAAAGGGGGUAAGUGUUAUAUUACAAUGUUGAUUAAAGCUCAAGCUUACAGGUAUAUUAUGCAGUGUUAAAAGUGUAGAGUUGAGUGUACUAUGUAAAUACAGGGAUACUGGUAGGUACUUAUAUUAUUUAUUAAUGUACUUAUAUAAAUUUAUUUCUUGUACUUAUGCUGGGGUUAUAAGUAUCCACACACUAAUGUACUAUAACCAAUGUUUGCGUAUCCCUAAUUUGCAUGAAGACAUUGGAUCACUUACGCACCUACUAGUUGUUACUGUGCAUGGCAAUUAUAAAAAGUAAAGAACACCGAAGCACCACUCUGUAUUGCAUGACCAAUGCUUGCUGCAAUUAUUAAGGAAUGUGCAAGUAUACUAACUGUCUAGGUGGACAGAAAGCACAGACUGGACUUCACUAGACUUUACACCACAAGUCAUCACUAGCAAGAAAAAUGGAUGGUUAUACUUAUAUCAUGAUGUGUAUUGUGGUUACAGUGAUGCAUAUUGUCGUUAAACUGAGCUAGGUGUAGCCACUGUCAAGCAUGCAGCACUGGCAGGGUGGGAAUUUUGCCUUUGAGUCCUGAAAAUGGAAGGUAGUGGUCAAUAAGGCCUAUCUGAGAAAAUAGGGAGGCAAUAAGGAUAUUACCAUUAGAUGUAGUCAAAAAUAGGAGCAUUAUUAUUGCAUGAUGUAGUCAACAGAAUAUGAUCAGUUGCUUCAUUUGAUAUUCAGUACUCAACAACAUAGUAACAACACACAUCAGCCAAUUACCUGAGCACCUUGAAUUAGUUAUCUACCCAAGUAGAAGCCAUGGCAGUGUAUUGGUAUGUGUGUCCUGCUCAGCCUGGUGAUAGGUCAUUACGCCCAGUUUUACAGCUGCCAUGUUAUUUUGAACGGAACAGCAGUACAAGAGUGGACUUUUUACCUUCGAUAGCUCGAAAUUUGCUUGAGAGACACCCAGGUCAGGCAAUUGUAGAGGUCUCAUCUGCAGUAAACAAUAUAGGACUGGAGAGAUUGGACAGAUGGCACGCUGGGUAUAUAACAGUAAGAAUAAGACAGUUGACUCAUGGUGGCCAAAGGGUGAAAAAGGCAGUAUUUAUACAUAGGUAUCCCUUAAAUUAAGAGAAGAGUGAGGAUUAGAGAUCCUCAAAGAGGGUAAUGUGGUAAUAAAUUUAAGACGCAGGAAAACACAAGGGUAACAGAGAAUGUAGUUUUUUGAGAAUCACUAUCAUACAAUGGGGAGGAAAAAUGACUUGUUGGAGAAUAAUCAGUAGGUGAAACGUAAUAAUAUUGUGUGUUUGUAGCAAAGCUACUAUCAUCAUCAGAGGAAAGAAUAAACGGGCCCUCCACAGAGGUUAUGGGACACAGUUGAGCCUCAGUUUGAGUAGAAGCAUGAGCAUAGGUUAUCGAUGGAAUUUUGUCAAACAUAUCUUUUAGUAUUAUGGUCAAAAAGUUCAGCUACUGCCACAUUCCCAGUUAUAAAAGGGUGUGCACACUAUAGCAGGUUAUUGUAUUUUUUUUCCAUUUUGCCCACUAAAAUGAUACUUAUUGUGUUUCACUUUAAUUAAUAGGUUAAAAUUUAACAAUAAAAACAGAAAAGGUUCUGAAAUGUGUGAUGACCUGUAAUUUACAGACUUUCCUGAACUGAAAUAUGUUUCUCUUUUGUAGGUAUCUCAAUUAAACAUAAUAUUAACGUGUCCCCCCUAAAAGCGAUAAGUGUCAGAUAAGUGCCCAGAGCACACAAGCAACCCUGCUCAUAGUCACCUGUGUUCAAUCAGGUGCACUCACUCAGGAUUCUUAAAAAAAGAGACUUUCAUUCACAAGCAAUUCACAAAGUAUAUGAUCAGUUUAUCUUUGUGCACCUGACUAUACCAAGCCUUUAUUUGUUUAGUGCUUCUCUUGUUUUGAGCAUGUUUGUUUACCUACUUUUUUGACCUUGAAUCUGCCUAUUGAUUUGGAUUUGUUUACCUGUGUGUUAUUAAAAGCUGUUACCUGCAACUGCAUCCAUCUUUGCCUCCAUUAACUAACAAUAAGAAAGAAAAUUGCAUUUAAAUAACAUUUAUUUAACCAUCCAACAGAUUUACAGUUCACUUUUGAUAACAUUAUACUUUAUUUUAAAUCACCAUCGGAGGCAGAGGCUUACUUUAAGCAUCACAUCAAACCAAAUAUGGAUGCACGCAUUUCUGAAUAGUUUUUCAGGGCCCCUCAAUGUCUGCUACUGCGUGCAUGGUGCUAUGAGGGACAAACUUUAGCAGUGCAGUGGUGACACCUACUGGUUAAAGUCUAAAGUCUAAAGUCUAAAAAUUGUCUUUUCUCUUUUCUACAAGAUAAAAAAAACAUAAAAAAAACACUUGUGUGUUAAAGGUUAUUUUGGACAUUGACAUUGAGGGCACAAUAAGCAGAAUGGUAAAGAAGAAAGGAGGGAAAAUUUCUCAUUCCUUUCAAGAGUUGUAGCCAUUUAAGUAAAAGUGGCCAUGCCCACUUUGUGCCCUUGCAAGGGUAAAUCAGAAGUUCAACUUUUUUAAGAUAAAUAUUGUUUUAAAACAUCCAUAGUAUUGUAUACGGGCUGAAACUUUGCAACGCUGUAGUACUCUGGGGUUCUACCUUCCCUCAAACUUUCAGCUCUCUAAUACUUAUGAUUUGGUCUGCACAGUCAGUUUUAGGGCAGAAUAAUAAUAAAAUAAAAAAAGAAUAAUAAAAGUCCUUACAAUUACAAUAGGGUUUCAGCCCCUCGGGCUGAAUUAAGCAGUCACUCAUAGCAAUUAAACCAUAUAGAGUUCAACUGAAUGUUUGAAACCUUUGAGUUGCACCAUGUACUACUAUACUGGGCAAAAGCUUGUUACACUGAAGUCAAAGGGGUGUCACAGUUCUGUUUCUACAGUAUAUGGAAUAGAUUGCAUUCAUGACUGUUUUACUAGGCAGGCAAUGAGGAAGUGCUGAGGUCAGCCAGGCAUCUUCUGUCCUUGUUGAACAAUUUUCAAGGAGGUUCAGCUGGGCCUAGCCAUUACAGCAACAGACAACACAGUCAAGGAGGACACACUGCAAGGACAUCUUUUCAGGCAGAUAUGACCAGAUCCUUCCCAGGAUUGUUUGUAAAUCGCAAAGGAAAACACCAUUUUUCUGGUGCAUAUCCUGUACCCAGCAAACCAAAGUCUUUUCAGGUGUUGUUCCACCUUCUCCCAAACCAGAGUGAGAGGUCUCCAAAUGACCAAGAGCAGCUGCUUCACGCUCAAGCAGGAUUGGGAUGCCGAACAGGACAUUUAGAUGAAAAUAUGACUCAUGAAGUAUUGAAGGAUGUCACUGGUGGUUGGCUGACUUACAGAACAGGAGGUGGUUGGGGACAUAGAAAACUUGUUGUGGUGGCCCCUGUAGACUGUAGCUAUACAGGAAGGAUACUAAAAUUGUCAAGAACAAAAUAAAAUACUGUUAUACAGUAACUUACAAAAGUGA